GCAACGCGCGCGAGGCCGUUCAUCCUCGUCACCGGCGUCCCGGGCGCGGGCAAGACGACGCUCGCGGACGCGCUGGCGACGCGAAUCGACGCGAAGAGGAUCGACGUCGGGGCGCUGUGCGCGCGCGAAGGUUUUCACGGCGCGUACGUCGAGGACGCGGACACGCACGAGCUGGACGAGGACGCGCUGUUGGAUCGCAUGGAAGACCUGCUCGAGGGGCACGCGGCGCGAGGGGAGGCGUGCGUGGUGGAUUAUCACUCGUGCGAGCUGUUCCCGGAGCGGUGGUUCGACUUGGUGACGUGCCUGACGCUGGUGGACGACACGGCGACGCUGUACGAUCGGUUGGCGGCGCGAGGGUACUCGGAAAAGAAGAUACGGGAAAAUGUGGAGUGUGACAUCUUUCAAGUCGUCGUGGAGGAGGCGAAGGAGGCGUACGAGGAGGUUUGGGUGCGAGCGAACGCGAACGCGGACGCGAUGGAGGCGACGGUGGAGGAAAUCGCGGCGUGG
This is a messenger RNA of Ostreococcus lucimarinus CCE9901, 507 nucleotides long. RefSeq lists its product with no specific name. NCBI's taxonomy places the organism in Eukaryota, Viridiplantae, Chlorophyta, Mamiellophyceae, Mamiellales, Bathycoccaceae. Gene Ontology annotation, molecular function: AMP kinase activity; ATP binding; ATP hydrolysis activity. Gene Ontology annotation, cellular component: nucleus; cytoplasm. The transcript has a single exon. The annotation marks the transcript as partial. The record is from RefSeq and is a predicted model, not a curated record.